CGAAUCAUUCGAAGCAUAAAGGCAAAAAGAAAAAAAAACGGAGGAGGCACAGACGUCGACGUAAACGACUGAAACAUCGAGAGCCUCGAUGGUCCAAGAAGGCAUCCGCUAAGAUUACGACUCCAAAAGAAAAAAGACUCUGGUAAAAGGGAAAUCAUUUAAAGGAAAAAAAUCUAAUAUUCAUUCUAAAAAUAAAACUAAAAAGGCAUUACACCAAGAAGUAUCUGAUGACGGUAAAUUCGCAAUUGAUAAUGUAACAGUCAUUAUGGAUGUAGAGGACUACAUCGAUUUGACUGAAACAUCAAUUUUAAAUACCGCGAUAACUACAAUUACAGAUGCAAUUACGAAAACAAAUAAUAAGACCGAACGAGACAACGAAAAGCGAAGUGUGAUAGAUCGAUUGAUGAGAACGACUACGAAGGAUCCAUUGAAGAAAAAUUCCGGCGAUCAAGGAGCAGAAUAUGCCGAAUAUUACAACGAUAUCGAUGAAUUCGAAGGGGAAAUAGAGAAACGUCCUCGGGCCAGAUCCGUUCGUCAAAGUUAUACCAUAUCUUCUCCAUAUAAUGACAAUCCAAUGUACUUUCAGCCGGAACAAUUAUCCUCGAACAGGAGACUUCAAAAGAUCAGAUCUAAUCGAAAUUUGAAUGACAAUUUCUAUACCUACAAUGAAAAUUUUCAGGAAUAUCAAACUGAAAAGGAUCCAAAAAUGGAUCAAGAAAACUUCGAUACCAAUUCACUAAUUCUAAAAUCAAGUGGAGAUCAAUACGCUUUACCAUUAGAUACAAAUGAACAAAACAUGUAUAAUAAUUAUGGAUUUAAUUUAGGAAUAUUGCAACCGGAACAAGAACAAAACUAUCCAAAUAAUUAUGGUUCAUCGCUGCAAAAAAGCGAUGAAAAAUAUCUUUAUCCCUUAAGCGAUAAUACCCAAGAAGAUCUAAUGAACGAUCACUUUCAAUUACAUUCCGAGGAAAUUCCUACACCUCAAAUUAAUAACAAUGAAGAAAAUACGCUUGAAAUAAAGAAUCCUACAGACAUCUAUUCGGAACCAUAUGAAAAAACUUUUGUUUUACCUUCAGAAAAACAACAAUUACAUUAUAUUCCAAUAUACAAAAACAAGGAUCAAAGAAAUCAUUUAUAUCUCGUGAAUCCUUCCCAAAUUGAAACUGGAAUAUAUAAUCAAAAUAGUGCGGAUACGACAAUGGAUAUAAACAACAAUUUGUACAACCCUUUGCAAAAGGUUGUUGAUAUUUUGCCUAAGAAAAAUGUUCAACCUGUAGAAAGAUUUUUGACUCCUGUUUAUCUCGAUCGCGAGGAAAAGUGGAAUAAGAAAAAUGAAUCUAAGGAUGCGAUGACCUUGAACCAGCAAAUGACUAGACGUGGACUUCAAAAGAGAGUUAAGAACACGAAGAAUAAAUCGAACGUUUAUAAACAGUCGCUAAUUGCAAAAAAAAAGGGGGAAUCAAAAAAAGAAUUUGUAGAACGUAAAAACGGUAUUAGAAAUCGGAAUUCCGUAGAGGAGGACGUUGCGAAUAGGCACCACGUUAAUAUUGCUGUUGCUGUUAACGAAACGAAAGAAGUUGCUGAUCAGAUACUCAAUAGAAUUGUCGAUGAAUUAGAAGAAAUUAAGAUGGAUCAUACGACAGAUAUAAAUAAUGAAGGUUUACCCUGCAAACUGACGGGAUCAUGGGUGACAAACAAGGCUGGAGUGAGAUUAGAUAUGAAAGUUUUAAAUAAAAGUAUAAUAGUCACGUUGGCAAAUCUCAUACCUCAACCUUUGCACGAAGGACUUCUGAACACAACGUGGAACGUAACAGGCCAUGCUCCAUUCAGACAUGGCGCACCGUUUUCCUUGCUCGCUUAUGACAAUCAUACUAAAGCUGUAGCAAUUUUCGUUGGUUCUUGCAAAGUAUGUCAAGGAAUUGAUACGAUCCAAGGUGUUUGGUCGGUUGCACACGAGCCAAGAGACUGUCGAAAUUUUCAAAUGGCUAUUGGAAUAUUUAAUGAUAUAUUCCGAAGAACUAAACUUCUGUCAGCGAUAAAGGAAAAAAAGAAGGUUAUUUUUCAGAAUAUAAUGGGAAAUAACACUAACACAACUUCAAACAACGUUUUUCCAAAAAAUGAAAACGAAAAGAGUUAACUAUUCAU
Molecule: messenger RNA, 2145 nt
Organism: Vespula pensylvanica (western yellowjacket)
Lineage: Eukaryota; Metazoa; Arthropoda; Insecta; Hymenoptera; Vespidae
Exons: 4
Coding region: 266-2137 (623 amino acids)
Source: RefSeq, a predicted model, not a curated record